CCAGAACCAAAAGACAGUUAGGCAUCAGUUGAUGACCAGCAGUUGAUCUGUGCAACAGUACAAUGGUUUCCAAGCUCUGCAUCCUUCUCGCCGUGGCGGCAGUCGCCAAAGCCGGAGUAGUUCCGGUAGCUCCAGCGGGUCCGGUCCUGGCAAAGAUCGAGGACUUCGACCCGGCUCCCCAGUACAGCUUCGCCUACGACGUCCAAGACUCUCUGACCGGUGAUUCCAAGGCGCAGUACGAGACGCGAAACGGAGACGUCGUCCAGGGCAGCUACUCCCUCAUCGAACCCGACGGCACCCGCCGCAUCGUCGACUACACCGCCGACCCCGUUAACGGCUUCAACGCCGUCGUCAACCGGGAAUCCGCAGCCGUCGCCGUCGCUCCCGUCGUCGCCAAGGCCGCCACCAUCGUCGCGCCCGCUCCCGUCGUCGCCAGGACCGCUCCCCUCGUCGCCGCUGCCCCCGUGGCAGCACCAGCUCCCGUCCUCGCCAGGAGCGCCCCCGUCGUCGCAGCCGCCCCUCCAGCUCCGUUGGCUUAUAGCGCGCCUCUGGCACUCCCCGCCGUCGCUCCAGCGUCUCUUGCCUACACCGCUCCUCUGGGAUUCCCACCGGUUGCCAAGGUCGGAAGUCCGGUCGGCGUUCCGGGUGUCCUCCCCUAUUCGGCUUACGCUGGACCCGCUGUUGCCAGGCUGGCUGCUCCGCUGACCUACGCUGCUGCUGGAUACGCAAUCUAAUCCCACGAACGUCUGUUGAUAUAAUGAUACUUUAUAAAAAUAAACAUUUUUUAACGUAAA
Messenger RNA from Neodiprion virginianus, 794 nucleotides. RefSeq names its product larval cuticle protein A3A-like. Gene Ontology annotation, cellular component: extracellular matrix. Lineage: Eukaryota; Metazoa; Arthropoda; Insecta; Hymenoptera; Diprionidae. The transcript is spliced from 2 exons. The record is from RefSeq and is a predicted model, not a curated record. Bases 63 to 734 code for a protein of 223 amino acids.